This is a messenger RNA of Brassica rapa (field mustard), 12059 nucleotides long. RefSeq lists its product as uncharacterized. The record is from RefSeq and is a predicted model, not a curated record. Lineage: Eukaryota; Viridiplantae; Streptophyta; Magnoliopsida; Brassicales; Brassicaceae.
UAUAUUAAAAAAAAAUAGAAUUUGGAUUGAUGAUCUUUCUCUGUGUGUAAAUUUUUAAUUCAAACCGCGUCAGUAUUGUUCUGUAGGUUAUACAACUGUUUAUAUAUAUUUUUUAAAAAUCGUUAGUUUAUUCGUCCCGGUUAGAUGGUUAAUUCCAAAACUCCUUUCAUAUACGCUAGCAAUAUGUAAUUUUAACCCAUUCGGUUUGGCCCGUAAAUUCAAGUACGUAUUGAAAAAUCUUUCGCCUAUAAGUAUUAGAUUUAGUAUUAUUGAUUUUGGACUAAUGACCAUUUUGUGUAUGUAAAUUUGGAUUUAACCUGCAUCAAUAUUAUAUAUAGAUCAUAUACAUUAAUUAUAUAGUUUUUUUUAUAUCGUUAGUAGUUAACAACUUAUUCGUCUAGCACGGGAGGAUUAAACCAAAACUCAUUUAAUAUAACACUAGCAAUAUCUAAUCUUAACCAAUAAACUAAAGGGUCGAUUUGGUUUAGCCCGUAGAUUUUAGUCUGCAAUGAAAAAUAUUUUACAAGGUUUAUCAAGUCAAAUAUGCGCUAGUGCAUGAAAUUGUCUAAACUCUCUGGUCUUCUAACUACAGUACACUUGUAGUGUUUUGGUAUUUCCACGAAUAUUGGUAUACUUUAUGGCCAUGUUCGAUCUUGGGUAUAAAGAAGAGAGUGGAUAGACAUUGAAAGGAUUAUUUUUCACAUGUUGCCCCGAUAAUUAAUACAUAAAAUAGGAAAGGAUUAACAAAAUCAAUCACCCAUUAUCCCUAUUGGAGCAGUCCAUGAUAUAUAUACUAUUCUGAUUAUGACCUUUUUGGAUAAUUUCUACUUAAUUAUUAUGUCCUUUCGAAUAUCCGAUUUGGACCUUUCGAAUAAUCUAUGCACUAACAGUUAUAAAUGUGAGUUUUUUCUUCCAAAUUUUAUUUAAACAAUUGUGACAUGUCAUAGACCUUGCAGUCAACGUUCAUAUUCAACAAAUGUUCAUAUUCGGGGAUGUGAUGGCGAACUCGAUUUAAACUGCGAACACGAAUUAAAAUGGAAAAUAAUAUCAUACAUAAAGACGUCGACCGGAAGCAAAUUAGAUGAUGUCUAUGUCAGUGCCAUGUUAAUAUGUUAUAUAGAACGAAAGAAGUAUUGAUGGAUUAUAUAUGAAGGUGACAUUGAUCAAUAUUUAAAUGAAAAUAGAGAGAAAGUAUUUAUUUAUAUGAUUCAAGCUCGAGACCAUGACAUAUAUUCUACUUAUUGUAGUAGUUCAGUCUCGGAAGAUUUACUCUGACUCGUUAACUAGUUCAAGUAAUCUUUUUAUUUGCUAAUUUUGGAGAAAAAAAGGAAAAGAUGCCUAAGUAAGACUACUAGACUCGUCUUUGGGGCAUCAGAUUCUUCUCUUCUUACUACAAAAGAGUCAAUGGAAAAGGUUUUGAGCUUCACCAACCUUUCAACACACACACACACAUAUAUCUACUAAUAAUAGCAAUUCCAAUUAAUUCAAAAGGUUGUGAAUCCACUUAUGUUGAAAGUUUGUGUUUUUUGAAAAAAAAGUGUAAAGGGUUGUGUCUUUUACAAAAAAAGUUAGAAGGUUGUGUCUUUUAUAACCAAUUGAUUCCAAAGGUUGUGAAUACAUUUAUGUUGAAAGGUUGUGUCUUUUGUAAAAAUGUUUAAAAAGUUGUGUCUUUUACAAAAAAGUUAGAAGGUUGUGUCUUUUAUAAAAACUGAUUGAAAUGUUGUGUCUUUUGCAAAAAAUGUUUAAAAGAUUGUGUCUCUUACAAAAAUGUUGGAAGGUUGUGUCUUUUAAAAAUCUAUAAAUAGUCUCUGUCAUGUAUUUCUCAAAAUAUAAUUUUCACUAAUCAACUAAUAAUAAAUUGAUGGAAAAAAAGUUCUAAACAGUUAUAUGGAUACAAAAUUUUAGAUGACAUUCAAAUGAAUCGUUAUAAGCAAAAAAUAUUAGGAAGAUUUUUAAGUGUUUGGAUAGCUUAAAAUCCAAAACGAAAUUAAGAAAUCAUUAGUCUCAAUUUUCUUAUAUUAAAUGAAAAGGUUUGUCCUUCACACAUACAAAUUUGUUUAUAUAUGUUCAUGUUAUUGCCGUGUUCUUCUUGAUAUUGUUGCUAUUGUAAAACAAACCAACUAGCACGUAAAUAAUAAGAUCACAUUUUAGUUUAUAUAUGAACUAGUAUUAUGGCCCCUGCUAUGCUUUUGGUUGUGGUAGAGAGUCACAAUACAAACCAGAAUGUAAUAAUUAAUAGUUAUGGGAAUCGAAAACUUACCGCUCACUGAAUUGUUAAAAGAAGCCGCUGUGAACCCGAGUGUCUAGAUGCUAUUUCGUCUUCUUUACAAUUCAGCAUUCGUUGGUGAUUGGUCUUCACCGAAUAUUUUGUUUGUAUAUAAAUUUCAUGACAACUCGUAAACGUGAGAUUGAUUUUUAUCUGGCCAAAAAUACAAAUUGAAAGUGAUAGAAAGUAAACAAAUCGAAACAAUAUUAUUGAUUAAUAAGAUGAAACAAAGGUAUUUGAUAUAAGUUUUGUCAAAAAAGAUAUAUGAUAUAAGUAUGUAAGAAAUUACGUGAAACCAAUCAUCUAUUCUCAUGUUCCUCUCGUUGCCAUGCUCCAUGUGGUGCCAACCAUGCAUAAGAAACAAUUCUCAUCACAACUCCAGAAUCAUAGAUGGAAUAAAAGUGGAAAUUAACUCACCUGUCGUUUACCAAAAAAAGAACUAUUGUGUUUUCAAGGGAGAAUGUGUGUUGUUUUUGAUUCACUUCCAUAGUUUCAAGUUUUGCGAUAGAUGAAUUAGUUUUUCGGUGGUUGGUUCUCAAAUGUUAUGGAAUUUCUGUGAUUGUAGAACCAAGAAAGUAAUAUAAAAAGAUCGUGGUGUGAUAGUGGAUGUGUAACCGCCUAUCGGUUUCUUUGUUAUUAUGAUUUUUCUCUUUGAAAAUAGUUUACGUAAACUAUUUUAUUGUUUUUUUUGGUUGCAGAAUGAAACAUCAUUCUAUAAAAAUAAUAAAACAAUAAAUAAAGAAUUCUAAAAAACAAUAGAUGCAUCUUUUUAUGAUUCAGUUAAAAACAGUUAUUAUUAUUUUCCAUUAAUAAAAAUAAUAAAACUUCCUAAUGAUUCUAUUAAAUGAUCAAAUAUUAAUUUUUUGAAAAAAUAAAGCUUUAAGCAUAUAAGUAAGUCUAAUUAUAAAUUAUAUUGGCAUACUUUAACUUUCGAAAGGUGUAAACAUGAUUAAAAAGUUUAUAUAUUGUUGCAUUCAUUUGUGAUAAGGCGCAACUGUUGGUCUCACACAUUGCUCGGUAAAUUUUUUUUAAAGUAAUUGAUAUUGGUGUACUCUCUCUAUAUCUUAAAUGUAAACUUUGUAACCGCCAUAAGAGUAAAACACAUUCGUAUUUCAGUUAUUAAAAAGUAUGUGCAAAACAUUAUUUUUUUAUCAUUUAAAUUAUUUUUAAUUAUAUUAAUUUGUAAUAAAAUUAAAUAAAAGUAUCAUCCCUAAGAACUAAUUCAUUUAUAAAUAUGAAAAUUGUUACUAUUUUUAUCUAUUUUCAAAAUAUAAUAUUUAUUGUAACUAAAGGUAUAACUUAAUAAUUUGAGGGUAGAAUUGUUAACAUAAUCCAGAUGAAUAUCCAGCUUGCACAAUAUUUAAUAUUUAUGUUACUAUAUUAGCUUUAAGAAUAAGAGUAGAAUGUGAAAGAUCGAUGGUGGCAUACUAAAACUAAUAUACAUAUGAUUAUUUUUAUAUUAAACAUACUUUAUGGUUUAGUGACAUUUUUCCAGUGUUGUUAUUCUUUGCUAUUUUAAUAAAAAAUAUUUAUUUAUUAACUCCAAUUGCAUUGUGUGUAACAUUUUUAUUCUAAGAUAUGUUGGCAGUAUGGAUUACGAAUCUAUGUAUCUUGAUAAACUAAAAUUAAUGGAACACGUUAAAAUGUAGUGUUAGAAAAAUAAAACAUUUGUUCUUAUAUAUACAAACAGUUUCUAAUAUAUAAUAGGAAAUCAACCAAAUGUUAAGAGAUGUGUCUUUUCAUUUUAAAAUUUUAUUAGUUUUAAGAAGAAAAUAUUUAAGGAUGCAACUUUUCAAAUAUUUUUAUGAUAUGUAUUUCCAUCUUAAAAAUACAUCUUUUCAUAAUGAGAUGUUUUGGUGAUAUAUUGAAGCAUUGUAACCAUUGGUGAUUAUGACUUUUGGUGAUGAAUUAUUAUAAUUAUUAAUGUCAUUUAAUAAUAAGAAUUCAACAAAUGUUAAGAAAUAUUUUUUUUCGUUUUAAAAUUUUAUUUGUUUAAAAAAAAGUAUCUAAGGAUGCUACUUUUCAAAUAUUUUUAUGAUGUACAUUUCCAUCUUAAAAAUACAUACUUUCAUAAAAAAAUGUUUUGGUGAUACUCUGAAGCAUUGUAAAUUUGUAACUAUUGGUGACUACAAUUUUUGGUGACGAAUCGUUGUAAGUAUUUAUGAUUAUACUUUUUGGCAAUGACUCACUACUUUUUUGGUGUGAACCAUUGUAACCACUGCAAAAUUUAAUUGUCAAUCCGUGCAACUUUUAUCUUUUAUAUAAAGACUUGUAUAUAACAAUAAAUCACAACCACCAGAAUAACCAAAAAUAAAUCACAAAAUCACAAAUAAAACAAGAAAUAGAGAGAUUUUUGUUUAAAAAUCAACAAAAAUCUUGGUAAACAUAUACAUGAGAAAGUUUCAUUGGUAUUUGAGAAAUUGUCAAAAUAUUUAAGGAUGUACCUUUCCAUUCUAUAAUUUGCAUAUUUUUUAACAAAUUAUCUUUUCAUUCAUUUUUAUAUUUAUUGUACAUACCUUUUUAAAAAAUUAUAGAAAUUAACUAUUGAUAUCAUGGUAAUCUUAUUUGUUGGGUGAUUUAAAUUUGUAUAAUAUUAUAUAUAUAUAUAUAUAUAUAUAUAUAUAUAUAUAUAUAUAUAUAUAUAUAUAUAUAUAUAUAUAUAUAUAUGUAUGUAUGUAUAUAUAUAUAUGUAUAUAUGAAAUUAAGCAUAUUAAUAAUUUUAUCUUUUGGAUUUACAUUGUUUCUCUUCGGCCGGUUAUCCAAACUUUCAUUUAAACACAAAACAACUUAUGCAAACAAUUUUUUUAUUCAUUGCGUUUACUUAUUACCAAGUGGUAAUCUAAGUAAACAUAAGAGCGACAUCUAUAUAUCUUCGAGCACUGAUUUUUACCAAUCAUUAUAUAUUGAUUAAGCAUAAUAGGUAUGAUAAAAAAUGGAAAAAAUUGCUUUUAGACGAUUUUUAAAGAUCUUUGAAGAAAUACAUAAACAUAGAGAGCUCUAUUUGUUAUUCUUGUAUCUUAAUUUAAAUUUAAAAUUUUUGAUCGAGAAACCAAUAUACUUUUAGAGAAUUUAUAUCUCAAUACCACUAUAUCCUAAAUACUAUUUAAAGAUCCAAUAAAAGCCAUUAAUAAUUUUUAGGUAAAUCUAUAAUUCAUGAAUUUAGUUGAUUUUAUUUAAUUAUUGUGUUAAUGUAAUAAAUGUUGGUGUUUUAUAAAAAUACUCAAAAUUAAAGUAAUAUUAUAAAUUAAAAGAUCAUAUCAACAUAAGUUAACAUAUAUUUAUUAUGAUAUCUAAUAUAACAUGUUUUUUUAUAAGAUGAGCUCCCGUGCGAUAUCGCACGGGUUAUUUUCCUAGUAUAAACAAAAAGAAAACGUUUAUAUAUAUACAUUUUCGUUUCUUUUAUUAAUAAUCAUAUUGCUUUUUUUUAAAUGACCAUAUGUUUUCGUGUGUUCCUCUUAAUAGAUUCUGAUUCUUUGUUUUCUAUCUUUUUCUUUUGGAUGAAGCUCGCAUGCCCAUAAAGAUAGCGUAAAGCUAGUUUUGAGGAUAUCAAAAGAAAUGAUUUCAAUUGUAAUCCUGUUUGUAUGCAUCAGCUAAAAUGAAUUUUUCUUUGUGUAUACAUACAUAUUUGAAAAUAAUUAGUUUUAAUAAAAAUUACUUCAGAAUCAAACUAGGCAUCGAAAGAUCACGAAACUUAAUUUUUUGAUUAUUUCCACAUAGCAUUUGGAUCAACCUUACUUUUAAUUUCACGAUUCCUCAAAUGUGGCGCAUCUAUUAGAUAAAAACUAUCACAUAUUAUAGCUUAUUCCAUUUUAAUUUGUUUUUCCUUGGACGGAUCCAACUCUUGCCCCACCACUGGUGCUUAUUACUUUUAAACCUUGAAAUCCGAGUGUUUGUUUUGACCAAAAAGACAUCUCCAUAUCUACUUUUGGUCUUAUUAUGAAAAAAUAUAGUUGUAAUCUCACUCGUUCGCAAGUAUACAAAAGCUGAUAAUUCAUGCAAAAAAAAAAAGGUUAGACUAAUUUUUUCUUAAUAAAGUCUCACUCAUAAAAUGGAAAUUCAAUAUCGUGAAAGAAGCCAAUAAUAUUUAUAUUUUAUUUUUUUGUGAGGUAGUGAAGCCUUUUCUUGAUUUUAUAGAGAACCACAAUCUCUGUUCAACAAAGAAAGUGCCCUUUUUAAAUGAAAAAAAAAUUUGAAAGCUUGUCGCCUAUCAAUAGAUAAACCUUCGCACCAAAUAAACUAAAGAGAAAAAGAUGUUCAAAAUUUUGGGUUCCGUACCAAAAUCUACUCGAUUUCUCCCCUACAUUAUAUACUACAUUGCAACUUUUCCUUUCUCGUUGCUUUUCUGUUUGUCUUUCUUUCACGAAAAGAUGAGAACUUAGUUUAUAAUGUUCGCAGCUUUAGUUAUUUCAAUUAUAAGAUGAUGAUUUCAUUGUAAGAGGCAAAACAUUAUAAUAAAAACGAUGGGCUAAAAAUUUCCCAUGCAAGAUCAUUCGUCGUACGUUAUCCGGUAAACGUGCUAUGCAUGCAUGGACGUGUUCUUCAACUUUUAAAUACUUUUUUCUGUUUAUUGGGCAUUACAAGCCAAAUACGUUCUUACUAUUUUAUUGCUUCGUUUUGACUAGAUCGAGGAAAGUUAUUCUGUAAUACGUACUUCGAUAACUGAUUACAUAAUACUAUAAUAGUAUAAUACUGUAUUUACUUUUAACAUGAAAUUAGUUUAGUAUGUCUUAUGAUUAGUUUAGAAUUCUGCAGAAUAUUCUUUAGUCAAAUCAGUUGGUAUAAAUUAAUAAAUAAUAAAUUAGCAUCAUUUUCUGUAAAAAAAUAGAGCUAGUAUUUUACUGCGAUUUCUUUCGUUUUACCAUUUGUAAACAUGUUCAGUGAAUAAAAAUGAAAAAUAGAAUUUCUAGAGUUUUUUUUUUUUUUGGUAAAAUAGAAUUUCUAGAGUUCAAAGACAAUAUGAGGUUUUCCAAUUAAAGAUAGAAAGUUAAGAGAAUAAAUUUAGAUCAAUACAAAAAAUAAUAUCAGUGGGAUUUGUAACAACCACUAUAAUUUCAACGGGUACAACCUAACUAUUAUCUAUUUUUGAAUUUGAAAUGUAUGUAUGGUGCACGUUUGUUUUCUAAGUUUCUUAAUAUGAAUGCCGUGUACAAAAAUGUAUGUACGGUAACUCUGCAAAUUGGAUUAUGUUAGGUGGUAAUAUAAAAUUAUAAUACAACGGGGUACCGACCGGAGACUAAAAUUCAUAUAACGGUUUACUGAAAUGUAUCUUUAUUAAUUUACUAGUUGAUAAAAUUUUUUUUUUGAUGAAAUUAACGAAACUGAAGCAAUAAAUUUCAGCCCGAGUAAGACUUAGUGAGCUGGGUUUAUGGUAUACGUUUAGUUUGACACGUGAAUAGAGAUGCUUUGCAUGUGAAUGAUUUGCUUUGUAGCGAAUAAAUUUAAUAACCAAAAGAAUAUCUCUGGUUCGCGAUAAAUAAAAGAAAGAUACAACUUUUUGGUUAUCAAAAUGAUAAAGUUUUAGUGUCCAAGAAUGAAAAUUGCAAAAAGAAAAAGUGGAAUGCAAAUUUUAUAGUAAAAAGAGCAGAGUCUAACAACGAUGAGAAGACAAUUAUCAUAAAGAUGCUUUCGUCAUUUUGUCCUAGGACUUGCCGUUACCAGUGUGUAUAUGUAGGAAAACUAAAUUAAUUUGUAUAUUCAUGUGAUCAUGUUUUUUUUUUAAAUGACUCGUCUUGAAGUAAACUAAUAUGACGUUAAUAUUCUUACGCAUGUCGGUAUGGUUAAAUGAUUGUUCGCUCCAGUAAUAAUCUUACUCAUGUCGAUAUAUAUAUAUAUAUAUAUAUAUAUAUAUAUAUAUAUAUAUAUAUAUUCGUGUGUAUAUAGUUAUGAGUUAUGACUGAUUUUUUGGUUUUUGUUAGAUUUACUGUUUUCUUUAUUGAGUAAUUAAAGAACAAUUUUGAAUUAGUAUGGACUCAUGUGAUAAAAAAAUAAUCAAAUACAACUUUUUUUGUACUUCAAAUGUAUGAACUCACAAAAUUCAAUCUACCAAAAACAUACAAAACGAAAUAGUAUUUGUGUAAUUAAAAUAUGUAAUGGUCCACUUGAAAGCGAUGUCAUAUAGUGUUCAAUUACAGCUAUUUUUAUGGAGGACCAAAGGACCAUUCCACAUUCAAUUUCGAUUCACAUUCUUUUCAGUUUUCAUAUCUCUAUCUCUCUACAGCGACAUCACAAUGAUGUGAUGUGAUAUGCUCGACGUGGUAUAUAUACAUUACAUGGACAAAAACAAACAGACGCAUAUCAAGUUUUAUUGCAGAGUUCUAAAAAAUUUCACUUAUCUUUUACCCAUAUCGUAAUCCAACAAAAUUAACAGACCACUAUAUAUGUCUUGGUUUGAUAGUAGUAUCUGAUUAAAAGCGGAUAUUUGUUAUGUUACAAAGUGAAAUAUACAAAUUUACUGAAAGUAAAUGAGAAUCUUGCAUGGGAAAAUAUUGGUUUUUUUUUUCUUUCACAAAACAGUCCAAACUUGGAUUCGCCAUCUACUUGCACUAUUGUUGCCACAUUGGACUUUGGAUUUAAGGGAUUUAACAAACAUCCAAUGUCCAAUGACUCGGUCCCUACCUCUCAAAUUCAAUUUCUAUUUAUAAACGAUACAAAUAAAAAAGUUAUACAAAGAAUUUAGAAAAAGAAUAUAUUUGAGGUGUGGAUAUCCAUCCUUGACAUUGUAUAUACAAAGAGACAAGUGAACGAAUUAGAUGACGUUUUGUUUAUUCUGUAUGCAAUCCAUAUUACAUCUGAAACCAAAGUGAAAGUAGGUAGAUCCACACAGCCGGCCAUAAAAAUUUUAAAACCAUUAAAUACUCAGAUAAAUUAUACUUCAUCCGUUCCUAAAAAAUCCAUAUUGUAAAGAAAAUUUUUGUUUCAAAGAGAUACAUAUUUUAUAUUUCCAAUAGAAUUUUUGUCAACUAAUAAUGAAAAAUUGUGAAGUUUAAGAACAUUAAUUGCAUUUUUAAAAAAUUUAUUGGUUUACAAAUAUAAGAAAUAUAAAAUUACAAAAAAUUAUGCAUUUAUAGCUAAAUUUUAAUAUGUUUUACAAAAAAGUAUGAAAAUUCUAAAACAUGGAUCUUUUAGGAACAGAUGGAGUAAUAGCAUUUUCUGUAACUGUAAGUUAUAAAACUUAUGUAGACUAUCACUAUAAAUUUAAAAGUUAAGUAAAUGUUUUAUUAAGCCUUGUCCAGGAUUAACCCUAACUUGAGAUAUACCACACUGUCUCAUGUCUUACCAAGUUGAUCUCAUAGACAAGGAAAAUAAAUGAUCAAUCUACAAUGAAAUCUUUCAAUUUUGUUUUUGCAUAUAGGAAAUCUACUGAUGAGGAAAAUGCCAUGUGACUGAUCAUAUGUUUUAAUCUUUAUCUAUUAAGUUGACACAAAUACUGGACCCGUCUGCUAUGAGGUUUUUAAUAUACAAAAGAACUAUGUAUAGCAGAAAAUCUCCAAAGUGAAGAAAAAUGCAAAUUGAAUCUAUUUUAUUUUCCGGAAAUUAGAUAAUUAGUACUAUUUUCAAUUCAAACACUCUAUUUUUCUCCCAGAAAAUCAGUUAUACCUUUAGUAGUAUGUUUUCAGGUAGUAGCAGUAUAAAAAUCAACCUUUUACUGGUAACUUUAUUUGAAACACAAGUUCGUGGGUAUACAACUAUAUAAUGGUUUUUGGGCGAAAAAAACGAACCGAACCAAAUCGAACCAACUCAACCGAACCCAAACCAUGUCAAACCAUUUGGUUGGUUUGGUUCGGUUUUAAACCAAACCGAAAAGAAAAAUUAAAAAGUGUUUACUUAGUUAGAUCAACAAAAUAUACUAAUAAUAUCAAAAUUUAAGAUAUUCAACCAUUUAACCUAAACAAUUAAACAUAAUUUUAUAAUUUCUUUUUAAUUGAAUAGAGGAGACACAACUAAUAAUAAACUAAAAUAAUAUAAAUUUUAUACACUAUCAUAAAUUUUUUUUAUGAUAUUUAUAUUAGAUUCAAAGAUAACAACAUAAAAUUAUUAGAUUAAAUCUUCUAUAUUUUUACUGUGAUAUUUGAUUUUACGUUUAAAUAUGAAGAAAUUACUAACAAAAUUACUAUUUAAUGUCAAUGAUGAUUUGUUUUAUGUUAUAUAAAAUAUAUUUUUGUAACCGAAGCAAAACAAAAGUAAAAACUAACUCGGUUUAGCUAAACAAACACUAACAAAACCAAACUAAACCGAAUUCAACUUAAACCAAACCAAACACAAACCGAAUCAAACCAAACACAAACCAAACUAAACUAUUCGGUUUACUUUGGUUAGAGUUUUCUUAGACCCAACCAAACCGAAUCAAAUCCCGAUUUAAACCGAAAUGCCCAGCCAUUUUGUAACGGAAAAAUAAAAAUUGGAAUAUAAAUUUGCUAAUGCGGGCCUUCGAUACUGAUGAGCCCACUUUAGCUGGAUAGGCAUUUGGUUUGUGAGUGUGUGUUUAAAGUACCAAACGUCUGUUGGUUUCUCCCAAGUGUUUAAAAGGAGUUGUUGUGUUUCUAACAGGUCAGUCAAGAUACUACUAUUUUGCUUGCCACGAAUUGUAAGAGGUUACAUUAUUUGGACUUCUCGUCGUGUCUAAAACUCACAGAAGAAGAUCUAAGACGGAUCUUGAAUUUCUACUCGUUACGUAGAUCGCUUAAGCUAUUUAGAUGUACACAGGUAUGACAUAGUAAAGAAGCAGUUGACCAAAAAAAAAGAAGCAAAGAAGCCUGUAUUAAAACUCACACUUAUGCUUCUUUUUUUAUGUUGAAGUCAACCUUCAGAUGAUCAAAUGAUGAGUAGACAAGUUUUGGCUAUGUAUGUCAUUGAAGUUAUGAACCAUGUUUUAUUGUUACACCAAAUCAUCUCCAGAAUUCGUAAUAGAUUAACAGAUACUACUUUAUUAGAAAAAGAUGGUACUAAAAGGAAGAAAAAAGGAGAAAAAUGGCAUAUGAUUCUAUGGAAUAUUUUUUUAUCAAUGUGUGGCCAUUAGACACAAAAAGAUUCCUCUGAACAAGUGGAAAAUCUCUCCUCUCCUCUCCUCCUGUGUAAAUUGUUAACCGCUUUCGGACACUAUCCUGCAACUUAUGUAGAGAUUCUCCCCCAAGAAACAAACCGUUUCCCUUCAAAAAGAUAAAGACCAAGAAGUUACCAGUUUGUAUCUUGAUUGUUCUACUAGUUUUCUUUUUCUGCAUGGAAACAGGAUCAUCAUCCAGGUUUACUUCGUCCAGGAAGUUUCUGGCUAUAAGCUUGUCGGUACUGGCCGUGCUCUCGCCUCUCUACAUCGACAGCUUAUCAGAGGAAGAUGAAGAACCGGAAGAAGAACUCUUUGGUUUCAUGUUUUCGCUACCCGUGCUCCUUCUAUUCUUGGUUUUGGCCAUUGCCCUGUCCCUGUAUUGUGAUCAGAGCUUGACCAGGUUUGAUCCUAACUGGAUUCACAGGCUCUGUGGUUCGUUUGGUGGGUUGCUUGUCAUUCUCAUCCUUCUUGUUUUCGUCUUGAAAUGCAAAUCCUCUGCUUAGACCCUUUACUGGAAGUUGUUAAUGAAGAAAACAAAGCUUAUCAUUUUCCCUGAAAUUUUGCAAAAUCUUACAAAGAACAUAACUCUUUUUCUUUAAUGUUUUUAGUAACAACUCUUUUUAUUCAUUUUAUAAAGAAAAUUUACACACAAAAUAAAACUCAGAAUCCAGAGAUGCAGAUGAAUAAAAUUACUCGAAAAGUAUAUGUCACAUGUUGAAGCGAAGAAAAGAGGAGUUGUUUUUUUAAUAAGGU